Messenger RNA from Meriones unguiculatus (Mongolian gerbil), 5507 nucleotides. RefSeq names its product coiled-coil serine rich protein 1 (gene Ccser1). NCBI's taxonomy places the organism in Eukaryota, Metazoa, Chordata, Mammalia, Rodentia, Muridae. The record is from RefSeq and is a predicted model, not a curated record. Bases 181 to 2874 code for a protein of 897 amino acids. The transcript has 11 exons.
CCGCCCGCUCGCUCAUCAUGACUGCCUGCGAAGCUCCUGCGGAGCAGCCGCGGUGGCGCGGGCGGGAGCGGCGGGAGGAGUGCUGAAGACCGCGGCCGACCGGAGUGGACGCCGCGUCCCGACCAGCCCGCGGCUCCAGGCUGCUAAAUUGGCCAUUGCAGUGCAAGCCUCGGGGUCCCAAUGGGGGACUCAGGAUCAAGACGAUGCACUCUGGUCUCCCGGUUGCCAAUAUUCAGGAAAAGUAUUAGCAGAAGACAUGAUUCUCUCCCUUCUUCACCCUCUUCCAGUAACACAGCUGGUGUCCACAGCUCCUCUCCUUCUAGCACUAACUCCAGCUCAGGGAGCACGGGGAAACGCAGGAGUAUAUUCCGUGCUCCCUCCAUCAGCUUCCACCACAAGAAGGGGAGUGACCCCAAGCCAGAACCCACCGACCAGAACCUUAGUAUUUCCAAUGGUGCUCAACCCACUCACAGCAAUAUGCAGAAACUAAGUUUGGAGGAACAAGUCAAAACCAGGGGAAGACAUUCUGUGGGUUUUAGUAGCUCACGAAAUAAGAAGAUAACACGAUCUUUGACGGAAGAUUUUGAAAGGGAAAAGGAGCCUUCAACUAAUAAGAAUGUCUUUAUAAAUUGUCUAAGUUCUGGCAGAAGUGAAGGGGACGAUUCUGGAUUCACAGAAGAGCAAACUCGCCGUUCUCUUAAACAGUCAACAAAGAAGCUACUCCCCAAAUCAUUUUCAUCUCACUCUAAAUUUUCUAAAUCGGUUCCACAGAGCCAACCCACGUCAUUGGUACAGCAGCCUGAAUUCUCCCUGGCUAUUGCACAGUGCCAAGAGCGGGAAACUGCCUUGGGACGGCCUUCCCUGUCUUGCUCUGUGGAUGUAACAGAGCGCGCAGGAAGUUCCUUGCAGUCGCCUCUGCUUUCUGCUGACCUGACUACAGCUCAGACCCCUUCAGAAUUUUUGGCCUUGACUGAAGAUUCUUUGUCCGAGGCAGAUGCCUUUCCUAACAGUGGAAGCACGGCAUCACACCGCGACAACUUUGGCCACAAUGACGCUACCUCUCAGCCCGCUCCCAGUCCCACUGCUGUCGCAAAGACUACGAUGGACUCUGCGGGCACUGCGCUCUGUACUGUGAUGUCUCCGGGGAGGUACAGGCUGGAAGGUCGGGGUAGCACUGAACUGCAUUCUUCGCCGGAGACCUCUCGCGCUAACCAGAGGGAAGUGUUACUGCCAGGCACUGAGUCCCCUGUCAGGAAUGGGAGUGACCCGGAGACACACUCAGCAGCUGUUCAUCAAGGAGAAGAGAACUCCUUGGCACAGGGUGGAGAACCAAUGCUGAGGACCGGCUCGCCCAGGACACUGGGUUCCCACGACCAGCACAAGACGCUGGCUGAAUGCAUUAAAGGGGCCCACCCUGUUUCAGAUUCAAGGGUAAUUCCUUCUUCUGGGGAGCAUCAUGUUUUUAACAAAUCGUCUUACGGAUAUGAACCAAAUGCCGCCAAAGUUCUUGCCAGUAGCCUCAGUCCAUAUCGAGAAGGAAGAUACAUAGAGAGGCGGCUGCGGUCCUCAUCUGAAGGAACAGCAGGGAGUGGCCGAGUGGUCCUAAAGCCGAAGGACGGGCAUGUGGAAGCCAGCAGCUUGAGAAAGCACAGAGCAGGGUCCUCGUCCUCCAAGAUGAACAGUCUGGAUGUUCUAAAUCAUUUGGGAUCCUGUGAACUGGAUGAAGAUGAUCUAAUGCUUGAUUUAGAAAUUUUAGAGGAACAGAAUCUUCAACCCCCAGUUUGCAGGGAAGAUUCCUACAACUCUGUAAUGUCGUGUGCGGCCGUCCUUCUUAGCCCAGUGGACCCAACAAGAGAAAUGAAGAUGCUAGAAGAACCAAAAUGUCCUGAGCCUUCCAAACAGAGCCUUUCCCUGAAAAUAACAAAAGACACUGAUCAAGAAGCCUGGUGUUCCCAUGUCGGCCGCAUGUCCAGCAGUCCCUCUGCAGAUUGGCCCCUGCUAGGUGUGGAGGAAAACGGAGGCAUAGAUUCUCUGCCCUUCAGACUGAUGCUCCAGGAGUGCACAGCGGUGAAGACGCUGCUACUGAAGAUGAAGAGAGUGCUUCAAGAGAGUGACGUGAGUCCUUCCAGCAGUACCACCUCACUUCCCACCAGCCCUCUCCCCGAAGAGCCACCGCCGCUCAAGGAUGCAAUGAAAGAUGAAUGUUCGAUGCUAAAGCUACAACUGAGAGACAGGGAUGAGCUCAUAUCUCAGCUUCAAGCAGAGCUGGAAAAAGUGCAGCAUUUACAGAAGGCUUUUGCUUCACGCGUAGAUAAAUCCACACAGACUGAACUUCUAGGAUGUGAUGGUUUAAGCUUGAAACGACUGGAGGCCGUACAAGGAGGGAGAGAGACUAUGUACCGAAGUCGAACUAUGAGCCAAAGUCUCAGCACAAGGGACAGAAAAGCAAUCCAUACUCCCACCGAGGACCGUUUUAGAUACUCUGCAGCUGACCAGACAAGUCCUCACAAGAACAGCUGCCAGCUCCCAGGGAUGUGUCUGAGCAAUCUCUUGAAGGACAAGGAAUUAGGAGGAGUUGUGAAACAUGCAAGGGGAAAUCACGAAGCCGUCACCUCCGAAGUGACCCAGAACUCGAGGAUAACUAUGGGACAGAGUUUUCUGAAGCCAGCCACUAAAACAGAAGGACUCUCCAUGUUCUCAGAGAAACCAAAGGACCCAGCAGCUCUGUCCCGACAGCACUCCACCUUCACAGGCAGGUUUGGACAGCCGCCUCGAGGACCUAUCUCCUUACACACAUACAGCAGGAAGAAUGUUUUUCUCCAACACAAUUUACACACCACGGAGUUCCAGACGCUGGGCCAACAGGAUGGGUAGUUAGAUCUUUUCUCUGUGAACAACAGGGAUGGCUAUUGCUCCCUGUGCCGUCUAAGAGUGGUCAUGUCCAUCUUCCUGCUUUUAUUUUUAUCUGUAAGCAAAGACUUACGGGCUUUCAUUUUAUUUCCAAGAAUGACAGGUUGAGUAUGUUGACUUACUAGGAUGUUCAUGUUAAAAUUGAGAAGACUUUGCUCUCUUGAUGGAAAUAUACAUGUAUAAUGAGUGGGACCAUCUUGCUGGCUUUUGUGGUCUCUAAGCUAUUUAGUUAUAUUUUUUUCUGUAUCUCUUGCUAAUAUGCGUUUAGUUUUCAAGAAGGCAAUGUCGAAUAGCUCUCUGUUUAUGAUGUUACUAUAAAGUAGGUUAGAAGAAUGGGGAUAGGAAGGACUGUACAGUUUUAGAUUAUGUAGCUGCUAGAAAGAGCAAAACAGACUUAAAGCUUAUACUAGGUGGCAUAUUUCUUCGUGGAAUGAGGCUUGUGUGCAUGUACUAGAGAUACCUUUGUCUCUCUGUUACAUACAUUCAAGCUUAUGGAGCUAUUAGGGGGAACAACCGUUUCUUUAGUUUUUAAAAUGUUUAGUUACACUACUUCACAAAGGACGGAGUGUCACAGCUCUGCUCUUCAAAAGGUUUUGCUUUUUAUUUUUUGUUUCUUUGUUUGUUUUCCUACUGAUAUAAAAAGUAUCAAAGUAUCAUGGAAUGAAGUGACAGAGUCAGCUUAACUUUGCCAAACGGCACACUUCGUGGGCACUGUCGUGGAUAAGUAAGAACAUUUCUUUUUUUUUUAAAUUUCAAGGAUUUAGUAUUCUAAAAAAAUAUAUAUAUAUUCUUUUACUACACUUGUUUUGUAUUCUCAAAAUAUUCAUUUAUUUUUAUAUGCUUCUAGGUUUACUUUACAGCCAUUAACCUCUGAUGUUUUAAUUAAGAAACAGAAAGAUUGGUUUUGUUCUAUUUUGUUUGCAACCUACAUAUAAAAUUCAGGCUAUGCACUUACUUGAUUUUUCAACCAAAUAUAAAAUAUGUGAAUUUUAGCAAAUUCACCUACAAAAUAAAUAUCUAAUCAAAAUACUUUAAUCUCAUUUGGUAGCAAACAUUAAUCUUUGAUAUGUAAGGCCUGAUAUUUUGCAUACUUAAGUUCAUAGGUGUUAGAUGAAAAGAGCUAAAUAGAAGCCUCACGCUCAUUUAGAAGAGUGUCCAAUGGCAGUUUCCUUAGAGAGAGGUCAGGGCUAGUAAUUAUGUGCACUCAGUAUAGUGGGUGUGCUGACACUAUCAGACCCACUGCAUGUGCUGUCUCAUACAUUCUCUAAGAGCUGGAACCCAUCAGCAUGCACCGAUGAGAUGGACGAAGGGAAAUGACAUGGCAGCUGUAGCAUGCCAUCUGACCAAGCUGCCACGAUUAAAGCUACAUGUAACAUGCGUCACCUAAUACAAAAAUAGGUUUGAAGCCUACACUUUUGGGGAGAACCCUGCGAUGCCCCUCCCAGCUUUAACUGGUGAAGUUUGGCUAUGCUGUACUUGUUUUGUUUUCUGGUGAAGAUAUGCACACCACACAGCCUCUCUUUGGUGUCUGUCUCAUAUGUGUGUUUACAAUUCUGCUAAAGAGAAAAAAAGGCACUGCAUCUUGCUGCCUAACAUUCCCAACAUCCUCUAGAAGCUGCAGAAGUCAUGUGGGUGUGCAUUAUCGGCCAGACAAUAUUUGUGAAACCAUAGAAAAUAUAAUUAAUUGUAGAACUCAGCUUGAUUUGUACUGAAACUUGGUUUCUAUUGUUAGAAUAUUUUAAAACUGUAAAUACCCAAGCAUGAUAAACAAAACAGGUCUCUUUUUCUCCAGGAAAUGGAAGAAUAUGCAAGAACUCAAGUAAUGGUUUUGAUUUGCAUUUUGAGGUUUAUAGUUAUGUUUUCUUGGAAGAUAGCUUUUGAAUUAUACUUUGUAAGAAAUAAUCUAUUUAAAAAAAUUCUGUCAUUUAACAGACAUUUUAAGAGAUGUUUUAAACUCUAGUAUUUUCUUGACAAACCUUUUUUAAACUGAAACAUUCAAAAAGAAACCCUGGGAUAACCUGCUCGAUUUUGAAAGGAAGGGUAUUUUUGGAAUGAUCACCUUGAAACUGUUUUGUAUCAGUAUUUUCAUCAUUGUUCUAGCUUCGUUUGUAAUACCCAGUGUGACUCAGGCCUGGAGAAGGUGUAAGCCAACGAUGUUAAUGCAGGUCAGUAACAAUGGCGUGGGGUUCUUUUAGAAGUUCCUCUGUGUGGCUAUCCUAAGUUGUAACAACCUCGCGUGGGCAUUCUUUCAGUGAAUUGAUUUCUUUGUACUAAAAUCUCUAGUUUUCUAAGACUCUUCCACAUGUCAAACAGUUUUCUACAUUUAUCCAAGGCAGUACAUAUCCAAAGACAUGAUGCCAGGGAAAAAUUGCUUGUUUUUCUGAUGAAGCAAUGGUCUCCUCCUUUUUCUUCUUUGCAUGUACUCGUGUAGCUAAGUCAGAAUAACCAUGUAACAUUUCUGCUGCAGACUCUUCUUAACACAGGUGUAGAAGAAUCAUUCCAUGAAGGAGAACUGUGUCUACCUGAAAUAAAUGAUUCCCACUUUUGUAACCAACAGAAUAUGAAGCUUUCUUUCUGUAAAGCCUCUUAUUUGUUUU